This is a messenger RNA of Closterium sp. Naga37s-1, 699 nucleotides long. The record is from the annotation of a GenBank genome assembly. NCBI's taxonomy places the organism in Eukaryota, Viridiplantae, Streptophyta, Zygnematophyceae, Desmidiales, Closteriaceae.
AUGGAGAAGGUGCAGAUCAGCGGCGACGGCGUUGAGACGUUCGACGCGUUCGUGGCGGGCGAGGAGGGCAAGCCCGGCGUGGUGGUGCUGCAGGAGUGGUGGGGCGUCGACUUCGAGGUCAAGAACCACGCGGUCAACCUCGCUGCCAAGGGAUUCCGCACGCUCAUCCCCGACCUGUACAAGGGCAAGGUGGCUCUUGAGGCCGCUGAGGCGCAGCAUCUGAUGGACGGCUUGGAUUGGCCGACUGCCAUCAAGGAGAUCGGCGCCUCCGCCAAAUGGCUUCUGGCACACGGCUCUAAGAAGGUCGGCGUGAUCGGGUUCUGCAUGGGAGGCGCGUUGACGCUACUCGCCGCUAUUAACGUCGAUUCGGUGUCCGCAGCAGUGUCCUUCUACGGCGUUCCCGAGGCAGCUCUUAAGGAGGAUGCCAAGGCGAAGGUCCCUGUGCAGGCGCAUUUCGGCGAGCUCGACGGCUUCAAGGGCUUCUCAGACGUCGAUACCGCGCGUGCGCUGGAGAAGCGUCUGGAAGCUGCGGGCGUGCCGCACGAGGUGCACAUUUACCCCGGUCAGGGCCACGCCUUCGUGAACGCUUCGCCAGAGGCGAGGAAGCGAAAAGAGGGGAUGGGGUUACCAGGUCACGACGAAAAGGCUGUGGAGCUGGCGUGGUCGCGUACCGUUGAUUGGCUCAACAAGUAUCUGUGA